Messenger RNA from Zootoca vivipara (common lizard), 8451 nucleotides. It is a transcript of the gene UNC13C, whose product is annotated as unc-13 homolog C. Lineage: Eukaryota; Metazoa; Chordata; Lepidosauria; Squamata; Lacertidae. The record is from RefSeq and is a predicted model, not a curated record. Gene Ontology annotation, cellular component: terminal bouton; presynaptic membrane; neuromuscular junction. Gene Ontology annotation, biological process: synaptic vesicle priming; dense core granule priming; presynaptic dense core vesicle exocytosis. Gene Ontology annotation, molecular function: calmodulin binding; syntaxin-1 binding; calcium ion binding.
UUUCCUCGGAGCCGGCCUUAGAAGCGCCCUGCUCCGGCCGCUGACAGGAGCCGCCGCCGCCGUACAUUGCCCGAUGUUGCAGAGAGCGAUGGGGAGCAGGACCCAAAUUUGCUUCACCUGUGGACCUCCCUCAGGAAUUGGUUUCUACUGAUUUUGCUGUCAGAGUAUAUACAGAAACGGUGCCAGCGCCCAGGAUUAGCCCUUGCCACUGUCGGCACGAUGACCGCCUGAAGACUGUGUUGGAAACCAGCAUUCUCAUGGAUAGAAAAUUGCCAUCUCUGUGGGAAAAGGCCCACUGAAAUCACCCUCCAUGGUUUCUGCUCUCUUUAAGAGCCUGAUCUCUUCCUACAUAUAUAAGAUUUACAAAGGAAUGUUUACAAAGAAAUUGGGCAAUAGUACAAAGAAGAAAGAGAGCUGUCAAAGCAAACACGAACAAGACGUCCCCCAGGUUGGGCACAUAAAGAAUCCCAAGUUCUCAAACACUUUGAAAAGCACGGUCAAAAAGAUCGCCAAGUGCUCCUCUGCCCGUAAUUUGUCCACCGAAGAGGAGGAAAGCAACAAAGAAUUCUCCCUCUCCCCAACCUUCAGCUAUCGGGUGGCAAUUGCAAACGGACUGCAGAAGGGUGUUUUCUUGACAAAUAACAAUGAGGACCCGUUCCAAGAUCUAUCUUCCAACGAGAGCUCGUAUUCAGAGUCCUUAAGCGAAGUCAAGGGCCCGAGUAAGGACCAAGCGUAUUCAUCUAACACGAUGCCGGUGAGACGCAACCGGAAGAGCCUAAAUAGCCUCGCCCCCUCGGAUGGGAGCUCGGACGGUGAGCGCACUUUGCACAGCUUGAAGCUCGGGGCCUUGCGGAAGCUGCGGAAAUGGAAGAAGAGCCAGGAGUGCGUUUCCUCAGACUCCGAGCUCAGCACAUGGAAGAAGACCUGGGGGCUCAGGAGCAAGUCCUUGGACAGAACAGCUCGGGCCCCCAAGUCCAGCGCCCUCGAACCCAGCUUCAGUUCCACAGGCUGCAUCAGCCAGACCCACGAUGUGAUGGAAAUGAUCUUCAAGGAGCUUCAGGGAAUCAGCCAAAUUGAAACCGAGCUCUCUGAGCUGCGGGGGCACGUCAACGCCUUGAAGCAGUCCAUUGACGAGAUCUCCAGCAGUGUGGAAGUCGUGCAGAGCGAGAUCGAGCAGUUGCGGACGGGCUUCGUCCAAUCCAGAAGGGAGACGCGGGACAUCCACGAUUACAUCAAGCAGAUUGGGCACACGGGAAGCAAAGCCAGCCUGAGGUUUCUAAAUGUCCCAGAAGAGAAGUUUGAAAAUGUUGAGCAUGUGGUGUGUAGAACUCUAGUGGAGAAAAUGGGGUUUUCUGAAACCCCCAAUCCUGUCAAGAUAGAAUUUGCCCAGCGGGUGGGGCAGCACAGGAAAUGCCCCAACGCCAAGCCCAGACCCAUUCUUGUGUACUUUGAAACGCCCCAGCAAAGAGAUUUAGUUUUGAAAAAAUCUUACAAGCUCAAAGGAACUGGCAUUGGGGUUUCAACCGAUAUCAUCUCUCACGAGACAAAAGAGAGAAAGGACAGAAGUCUGCCUUCAUCGCAGACGUACGAGAGCAUGGACAUGAAACUGGUGCCUGUUGACCUCAAAACUAAAAGACAUGCCUGGGAAUCCCCUGACAGCAGCGACAGGGAACUGGAAUCGGAUAUAAACCGGAACAGUUAUGCAAAGAUCUCCAAAUCGGCACCCCAAAUGAAAAGAAGUACCACAAAGGCAAGAGAAGAGUCUUCAAAUGGCAGAAUCCCUAAAGGAGCUGCAGAUGGUAACAGUGUCCCAAACAAAAUAAAUCAUAAUGAAGACUCACCAGGGGCUGAGAGUCUGCAGGCAGAGUCCAAGGGCGGCUAUUACUCCAGCAUGACCCCGCUCUGGCAGUCGCAGAAUGACUUUGGAAUGCUUAAGCUCAGCCGUUCAGAAUCUGACUUUACUAAACUCUGCCAGUCCUACUCUGAAGACUUUUCAGAGAAUCAGUACUUCAGCAGAACCAAUGGCAGCUCUCUCUUGUCUUCCUCUGAUCGAGAACUCUGGCAGAGGACACAUGACGACCCAUCCAGUUGGGGGGGUGGUUCACAAGAGCAGACGUUCAAUCAAGGUGGCCCCCCCUACAGGGUUGAGAAUGAUGCGGAGAACACAGAAACAGUUGACAGUGGGCUCAGCAAUGGGAUCAUGUGUGCGUCUGGAGACAGGAGUCAUUACAGCAACUCUCAAGUCUCCUUAGAAGAUGAUCUUUCGCCAUGGAAAGACUGGAAUCAGCUGGAACAGAACACAGACUUGGGGUUAGAUUCAUCAACACAAGAAGUUUUGGCUUAUGACUUGAGUAGCUCUUCUGACCAACAGGUAGACUACGGUCAGGUUUCUGACCUCCAGUAUGACACAGAAAGUUAUGAUUUCGCCCUGGAUAGCAACUCUCCCUCUGGCCCAGGGUUCAAUAACGAAGCUGAGAGCCAGUGGAUUGGCCAGUAUGACGACUACCAGGAGACCAAUGACAACACCCUGUAUCAGAACCAGAACAGGAAGUCCAUGAUGUACCGAAGCCAAAGCGAGCUUCCAAGUGACGACUCUGAGGAAGCACCUCCUAAGUCUUGGCACAGCAGGCUGAGCGUUGACCUUUCAGACAAGACUUUCAGCUUUCCUAAAUUUGGAAACACUCUGCAGCGGGCGAGGUCAGCCUUGGAAGUGGUAUGGAAUAAAAGCACACAGAGUUUGAGUGGGUAUGAGGACAGCGGGUCAUCUUUUAUGGGGAGGUUCCGGACUUUGUCCCAAUCCACUGCUAACGAAUCCAGCACAACCCUGGAUUCGGACGUUUACACGGAGCCUUAUUACUACAAAGCUGAGGAUGAGGAAGACUACAGUGAGCCAGCUGGAGAGAAUGAAACGGAUUAUGUGGAAGUCAUGGAGCAAGUUCUUGCUAAACUGGAGAACAGAACUAGUACCAAUGAAUCGGAGGAACUGGUCCAGGAAUACGAGCCAGAGCAGACUCCGUACGAAAGCCCUUGCGCUGUUUCACAAGAGGAUGACACUCCUGAUGGCUAUUUCGAUGCUGGUGUGGUUGGUGGUGAUAUGAUGGAAUUCACAGAGGAUACAGUUGUUGAAACAGAAGCAGAAGCGCAGGAAGAUGAAAAUCAAAAUGUCCCCGAAGUCCCUGUUCAGAUGCCAGUGAAAAAAACAGUUCGGCCAUCGUUCAAAGAAGCUGCUUUAAGGGCUUACAGGAAGCAGAUGAGUGAGCUGGAGGAGAAGAUCCUUGCGGGAGAUAGCAGUUCUGUGGAUGAAAAGGCUCGCAUAGUCAGCGGAGGGUCUUUGGACGCUUCCAAGCUUGCAAUCCAAGCCUUUGCUGGCCCCAACAGCGCACUGUAUGGAAUUGACAGCAUGCCAGACCUGCGCCGAAAGAAGACGUUCCCCAUCGUCAGAGAUGUGGCCAUGACCCUUGCGACUCGGAAGUCGGGGAUCUCGCUAGCCAUGGUCAUCCGGACAUCAAUCGACAACGAGGAGAUGAAAAUGCACGUCUUCAAAAAAACCCUGCAGGCCCUCAUCUACCCCAUGUCCUCCACCACACCGCACUACUUUGAAGUGUGGACGGCCACCGCCCCCACCUACUGCUACGAGUGCGAGGGUCUCCUCUGGGGCAUCGCCCGGCAGGGAAUGAGGUGCACAGAGUGUGGGGUCAAGUGCCAUGAGAAGUGCCAGGAUCUCCUCAACGCGGACUGUUUGCAGAGGGCAGCGGAGAAGAGUUCAAAGCACGGUGCUGAGGAUAAGACCCAGAAUAUUAUUACAGCAAUGAAGGAGCAAAUGAAGAUCAGGGAGCGAAACAGGCCAGAAGUUUUUGAACUGAUCCAGGAAAUGUUCCAGAUCGCCAAGGAGGACUUUGUACAGCACACCAAGGCAGCCAAACAGAGUGUCCUGGAUGGGACAUCGAAGUGGUCAGCAAAGAUCACCAUCACGGUGGUCUGUGCUCAGGGCUUGCAGGCCAAGGAUAAAACUGGCUCUAGUGACCCGUACGUCACGGUGCAAGUGGGCAAGACCAAAAGGAGGACCAAAACCAUAUUUGGGAACCUGAAUCCAACAUGGGACGAGAAGUUCUAUUUCGAAUGCCACAACUCGACAGACAGAAUAAAAGUCAGGGUCUGGGAUGAGGAUGACGACAUCAAAUCUCGGGUGAAGCAGCACUUCAAAAAGGAAUCAGAUGACUUCUUGGGGCAAACCAUUAUUGAAGUGAGAACCCUCAGCGGAGAAAUGGACGUUUGGUACAACCUUGACAAGCGAACCGAUAAAUCUGCAGUGUCUGGAGCCAUUCGGUUGAAGCUCAACGUUGAGAUAAAAGGAGAGGAGAAGGUAGCCCCUUAUCAUGUGCAAUACACCUGCUUACAUGAGAACCUCUUCCAUUACUUGACUGAGGUGAAGUCAAGCGGGGCUGUGCAGAUCCCUGCAGUCAAAGGAGACGAGGCCUGGAAGGUCUACUUUGAGGAAGCCGCCCAAGAGAUCGUUGACGAGUUUGCAAUGCGCUAUGGCAUCGAAUACAUCUACCAAGCGAUGACGCAUUUCUCCUGCCUGUCUUCCAAGUACAUGUGUCCCGGUGUCCCGGCAGUCAUGAGCACUCUGCUGGCCAACAUUAAUGCCUUCUACGCUCACACCACGGCCACAACCAACGUCUCUGCCUCGGACCGAUUUGCUGCCACUAACUUUGGGAGAGAAAAGUUCAUUAAACUGCUGGAUCAGCUGCACAAUUCAUUGAGGAUUGACCUCUCCAAAUAUAGGGAUAAUUUCCCUGCCACCAGCCCUGAGAGACUUCAAGACCUGAAAUCAACCGUGGAUCUGCUAACAAGCAUCGCAUUUUUCCGCAUGAAGGUCCUGGAACUGCAGAGUCCGCCCCGAGCCAGCGCCGUUGUGAAGGACUGCGUCCGAGCCUGCUUGGAUUCCACGUACAAAUACAUUUUUGACAACUGCUAUGAGCUUUACUCUCAGCUAAUGGACCAGGGUAAAAAGCAAGAUAUUCCUCGGGAGGAACAGGGUCCAACUACUAAGAAUCUGGAUUUUUGGACGCAGCUCAUUACCCUCAUGGUUACCAUCAUUGAUGAAGACAAGAUGGCCUACACUCCUGUCUUGAACCAGUUCCCUCAAGAGCUGAACAUGGGCAAAGUCAGUUCGGAGAUCAUAUGGACCCUUUUUGCGCAGGACAUGAAAUACGCCUUGGAAGAGCAUGAAAAGCAACGGUUAUGCAAGAGCACAGAUUAUAUGAAUUUGCACUUCAAAGUGAAAUGGUUUUAUAAUGAAUAUGUGCGCGAACUCCCCUCGUUCAGAGAUGCAGCGCCUGAAUACUCUCUGUGGUUUGAGCCUUUUGUCAUGCAGUGGCUGGAUGAGAACGAGGACGUCUCCAUGGAGUUUCUUCACGGUGCACUUGGAAGAGACAAGAAGGACGGGUUCCAGCGAACAUCGGACCAUGCCCUUUUCUCCUGCUCAGUGGUGGACGUCUUCACGCAGCUCAACCAGAGUUUUGAGAUCAUAAAGAAGCUGGAGUGCCCUAAUCCUGAAGCUCUCUCUCAUCUCAUGAGAAGGUUUUCUAAGACGAUCCAUAAAGUGCUUGUUCAGUAUGCUGCAAUUAUUACAAAUGAUUUCAGCUCUUAUUGCGAUAAAGAAAAUUUGCCCUGUAUCUUGAUGAACAACAUCCAGCAACUGCGAGUUCUGCUCGAGAAGAUGUUUGAAGCCAUGGGGGGCAAAGAGCUGGACCCGGAGGCCAGCGAGGCCCUGAAAGAGCUGCAGGCCAAGCUCAGUGGCGUCCUGGAUGAGCUCAGCGUGACCUACGGCGCCAGCUUCCAGCCUGUCAUUGAGGAGUGUGUGCGGCAGAUGAGCUUGGAGCUGAACCAGAUGAAAGGAGACAAAGCUGCUGCUUCCAACAAGAACAGCAACACUGUGGAUGCAGAGAUUGUGCUGCGGCCCCUGAUGGACUUCCUGGACAAAACCUUAAGCCUAUCGGCAAAAAUCUGCGAGAAGACCGUUCUGAAGCGUGUUUUGAAAGAGCUCUGGAAACUGGUCCUGAACCGGAUAGAAAAGCAGAUUGUGCUCCCACCACUGACAGACCAAACUGGCCCCCCGAUGAUUCUCAGUGCAGCCAAAGACUUUGGCCAGUUGUCUAAACUAAAGGACCACGUCAUCCGAGAAGAAACCAAAAGCCUGACACUGAGACAGUGCGCAAUAAUGGAUGUGGUGCUGGCAACAAUUAAGCAAUACUUCCACGCUGGAGGAAAUGGGCUGAAAAAGAAUUACCUGGAGAAGAGUCCCGAGAUGCAGUCCCUCAAGUACGCCCUCAACCUUUACACCCAGACGACAGAUGUCCUGAUCAAGAAGUUCAUUGACACCCAGACCUCACAAAGUCAGGCGAGCAACAACACAGUGGGGGAGAUCCAUCUCCAAGUGGACCUCACAACAAACCCGGGAACCGGAGAGCAUAAAGUCACCGUCAGAGUUGUCGCCAUUAAUAACCUCAACUGGCAAACCAGUGCUAUGUUCCGGCCCUUUGUGGAGGUUUGCAUCUUGGGGCCCAGCCUCAGCGACAAGAAACGGAAGCACGGGACGAAGACCAAGAGCAACACCUGGUCUCCCAAAUACAACGAGACGUUCCAGUUCCUCCUGAGCAGCGAAGAAAGGCCCGGGGCCUAUGAGCUUCACCUCUCUGUGAAGGAUUACUGCUUUGCCAGGGAGGACCGGGUCAUCGGCAUGGCUGUCAUACAGCUGCGGAGCCUGGCAGAGAAGGGCAGCUGCGCCGCCUGGCACCCCCUGCUGAGGAACAUCUGCAUGGAUGAGACCGGGCUGACGAUCCUGCGGAUCCUUUCCCAGAGGACCAAUGACGAUGUGGCAAAAGAAUUUGUCCGGCUCAAAUCGGAAACACGGUCCGUCGAAGAAACGGCCUGAAAGCUCCUCGCGAGUAGAUGCAACAUGUCUGCGCCAAGACCCUCGACCCAGUGUUACCGACAUCCGAAUCAUGCAUGUGUGUGCAACUCUGUGGGAAUGUUUAACUAACUCUGUUUCCGUGUUUGCCAGAACAUAAAAGUACUAUAUUUGCCAGGUUAUGUCCAAGAGCUGUCGACCUUUUCUACAUGUUUGGGUCUUUGGGGGAAAUAAGUAAUUGUUUCAAUGAAGUGCCAAAACUGCAAUGAAAAGCAAAUGCUUGAUGGCAUCCUUUGAAACGUUGAUUUUGUCUCAUUCCCAGUCUCUCCUCUCGUAAGCUUUUCCCCAUAACAUGUUAGACUUUUGGGUUGAGUCAUCUGUUAGCUGUCUCUGUUCAACUACCAUGUGGCCUCUCCAGCGUCCCCCGUCCCCCCCACGUUUGGGCUAAUUGCCUGCUUCCAUUUUAUGCAAACUCCGUUUUCAGUCUCACUUCCCAGGAUCUUUUUCUAUCAUAACUUAACAGAUGCAGUUACUUCAAGAAAGGGUUUGUAAUUUUAUAAUUGCUGAUAACAAAAGAAAUGAUUUUUUGCAUACAGACUUUAAAAAAAACAAAAAGUGGAAAUGUUUUAUGCUGACCUUUUUUUCCAACCUUUCAUAUUUAUCACUGUGAAGAAAUGCUGUCCAAGCAACAUCCGCAAGAAGCUUAACUCCGUUUGUUACUGAUGUUUGAUAACUUGAGAUAACUUUGUUCUCUCAAACUGCCAUGGUAACAUCAUCUUUGUAACGCAAGGGUAGUCCCAUCACCCCAGUCUGGUGAUUUGCCACUGGCACAGGCAGGGCCCCCAUGGGACCCCUGGAAAUGCAUGCUUCUCCCCCCCCCCAGCUCACUUCCAUGGGUGGAGGGUUCUGUGGGAGCACUUGGGCCCUUGCCCCCCUCCUUCUCCGUUGAAGUGGAAGGGAAGAACCCUCAGGGCUUGCUUCAGGAAGAGGAGGAGGAGGCAUGGAGGGGGCUCUCAAGUAAGUGAGGGGGUGUGGGGUGCUGGCAAAAGAGGCAGGCCCUUGCCUUCCUUGGCUCAGGGCGCCUGGGAUGUGCUCCAUUAGUGGUGGGUGAAGGGCUGCUUCCUAGUAGCCCACACAGGAGCCGUUCCCCGUGGAUAGUGUUCGAUGCAGCGUGUGUGUGUGAGAGUGUGUGUGUGUGUGUGCAUGUGCGUAUGUGUGAGAGACCUUUACAGAGUUUUGUCGUGUGAAAUGCUGCCGGACUAUACAGGGUUAACGAGAUGGAAGAUGCUGCUCAGUGGUUUCCAUCUAGAGAUCCUUCAUGAAAAGCAAUUUUGCUGUUAACAUUUUUCACUCUGACCAUUACAGAUAUUCUUUUACAUACUUAGCUGAAGUCGCAGUUAAGUGCUUUUCUUCUUAUUUUUAUUUUCAUAGAAGUUCAAAGGUUUCUACUUAUGCAACAUGACUAUGUUCUGCACUGAGGCAAAAAUCCAUGUGCUGUAAAUAUAUUUCGUGAGAAAUUGUACAAUAAAGCAAGAAGA